AUGCUCAUCAAUGGUAAUAUUGUGUUUAAUCAUAACAGUUCCAUUUGGUGGAGAUACAUUUUUAUGGUGGACUUACUCGAGAACGGUUUUGAGAACUUUUUUUCGAAAAAUGCAGUUUACAAAGUGAAGGAUGAUAGGAGCAGUUCAUUUUGGUUUUGUAGGUGGGCUGGAAAUCAGACUCUGAGGGAGGCCUUUCCCGAGUCCUUUACGUCGUUUGUGGACCAGUUUUAUAGCAUGGCGGAUGCGGGGCAGUGGGACAAUGGUUCAUGGCGUUGGUUUCAACAUGAUGCAGGGCUGACAAAAAUGGUUGAUGGCUCGGGAUUAGGGAAAUUCUUGCAGGAAUGGGCUGAGGACAACACAUUGACGCAUGAUGAAUCUGAACUCAUUGAGUGGAUGCCGGAGAAAAAUAAAACUUUUUCUAUUCAUUCUGCUUAUAAUAAGCUUGUAGCAAGACUGUCAACCACUUAUAUAUCGCAUGAGGUACAUAGUGUUCUUAGUGUUAUAUGGAAAAGUCUGGUUCUGUCGAAUGUGUUGCUGUUUGGAUGGUGUUUGAUUCUUAACAGAUUGCCUACUAGAGACCAGUUAGUGAAGAGGAAAAUUCGACUUGACAAUAGAGAUAAGUGA
This is a messenger RNA of Lathyrus sativus (Indian pea), 624 nucleotides long. The record is from the annotation of a GenBank genome assembly. Lineage: Eukaryota; Viridiplantae; Streptophyta; Magnoliopsida; Fabales; Fabaceae.